CAGUCAUAGCUGUUAAACACCUGACACCUGCCUUCUUGUCCUCCGAUCUUCUCUCAGUAGAGUCUGUUUCUUUCUUAUGUUAUUCUUCCUCUUCUUUUUCAAGGUGUUUCUGGCAAUGAUGGCUCCCCAGCAGGUGCAGCAGCUUCUGUCGCCCAACCAGCUGCAGGCUCUGAUUCAACAGAAGCAACAAGCUCUAAUGCUUCAGCAGCAACACUUGAAAGAGUUCUACAAGAAGCAACAACAACAGAUUCACCUGCAGCUGCUUCAACAUCAGCCCAGCAAGAAGGUUAAAGAGCUCCCAGCACAGCAGCUUGUGUUCCAGCAACUCCUUCAGCUCCAGCAGCAGCUUCUGCACAGACCAACCCUGUCCUCCCCUGCCCUUUCUCCAGGUGCACUUUGCCCUGCAGAGAUGCAGCAGCUAUGGAAAGAGCUCACCAAUGAACUAACUGAGGAGAAAACCUCCUGUAAGGUCAAGCAGGACUCUGCUAACAACCCAAUGUCAACAAAAGUCUCAAAGAAAGUGAAGGCGGACCAGCAGCAGACUUCUCCCCCUCGCAGGGCAGAAUGUGCUGUAAAAGCUGACCGCACUGCUACACACGCUCUCUACACUCACGGUGUGUGCAAUUGGCCUGGAUGUGAGUGGGUGUGUGAAAACCUCAGCCAGUUUAUCAAACACUUAGGCAGUGAGCAUGCUCUGGAUGACAGGAGUACAGCACAGUGCAGAGUCCAGAUGCAGGUGGUUCAGCAGCUUGAGCUUCAGCUCUGCAAAGAACGAGAUCGUCUGCGAGCGAUGAUGGCUCACCUUCACCUGCCGUCUUUAGAAGCUCAGUCAAUCUCUGCACCGGCGCGUCUGCAGUCACCACAAUCUGAUACGGCUGCUGACCCACGUGAUCUGCAGCUCGGUUCAGUGUCAGUCACAAACAGCCUGUCCUCGCUGAGCCCGUCACACUCUGCCCAGGUGUCUCCCCAACCUCUGGGACGGGUCAGCACUCCUUCCUUGGCUUGUGAGGAAGAGUCUACUCAGACGUCAUGUAUCGGGGCCAUGAGACAUCAUCAUCACCCACUGGCUUACCUGCUGUCUACAGAAAAUGAGUACGAGCUCUACAGGAACACAGACAUCAGACCACCUUUCACCUACGCAACACUGAUACGACAGGCGAUCAUGGAGACAUCAGAUAUGCAGCUCACACUGAACGAGAUAUACAACUGGUUCACGCGGACGUUCGCUUAUUUCCGCCGAAACGCUGCCACAUGGAAGAAUGCAGUGAGACACAACCUCAGCCUGCACAAGUGUUUUGUGCGUGUGGAGAACGUGAAAGGCGCCGUGUGGACGGUGGACGAGGUGGAAUACCAGAGGAGGAGAUCCCAGAAGAUCACGGGGAGUCCAUCACUGAUCAAACACGUGUCCUCCAGCCUGAGUUUUGGGACUGUCCUAAAUGCUGGAUUGAAGACAGCACUGGCUGAGGCUUCUCUGCCAGGAUUGAAGAGGGACUGUGUUAACAGAAACUCCAAGAGUCAGAACAAAGGAAUGAACAGGCACAGCAUCCAGCAGUCUCUUUUCCUUAAAGAUGAAGCUCUGACUUUGACUGACCAAGGAUCUCUGAUGGCGACAGUCAAAGCAGCCGAUCUGCAGGACGAGGCCGAGAAUGAUGAGGAAGAUUUUUAUGAACUCGAAUGACAAAAGUUCGGUUCAAACUUAAAACAGUCGACUGCAAAGACAAAGAGAUGUAUCCCACUGUUUAUUGUUUUCACUUGAGUUUGUUGUCUAAAAAUCUCAAACAAAUUACAAAUUAAUUUGGUCUAAUUAAUUUAAAAUUGGCACCAUUCAGAGCAGUGAUUGGUUAUAUGGUUUAUCCACUCACACUCUCAGAUACUAAUCUGAAUUUGUCAUCUGUGAAAGACGACGUCAGCAGGACUUGUCUUUUGAAAAAAUAUUUGAUCCUCUAGGAAAAAGAAGUGAAAUAUUAUUGUGAUCAGUUAAACAUUACAUUUCUUUUACACUAACAGGCUCAAUGUUUGAUCAAGGAUUGAAAUGUUUCCGUUAAAGGUGCAGUGUGUAAGUUUAACGGCAUUCAGCAGAGUAGAUUUGGUAGAAAUUAAAUAUAAUUUCUUAAAUAUGUUUAAUUGAGUUUAUGAUCACCUGAAUAUAAAUCACAUUGUUUUUGUUCACUUAGAAUUAGUCUUUUAUAUCUACAUAAGGAGCGGGUCCUCUACCACGGAGGCCGCCAUCUUGAACCACCAUGUUUGUAGGACAG
Molecule: messenger RNA, 2255 nt
Organism: Notolabrus celidotus (New Zealand spotty)
Lineage: Eukaryota; Metazoa; Chordata; Actinopteri; Labriformes; Labridae
Product: forkhead box protein P2-like
Exons: 14
Coding region: 77-1678 (533 amino acids)
Biological process (GO): regulation of transcription by RNA polymerase II
Cellular component (GO): nucleus
Molecular function (GO): DNA-binding transcription repressor activity, RNA polymerase II-specific; RNA polymerase II cis-regulatory region sequence-specific DNA binding
Source: RefSeq, a predicted model, not a curated record